AACUUGCGGCAGAGCUCGGCGGCAGCAGCAUGCCUGCAACUGCAACUGCAACUCCUCCCCUCUCUCCCUCCUCCUCCCCAGUGUGCUGAUUUGCUCCUGUCACCUGUGUGCUUGUGUGUGCUAGCUACCAUCGCUGGCCGCCAAUGGCGAGGCGUGAGCUGUUCCUCGCGCUGCUGUGGCUCGCGGCCUUGGCGCUGGCCACCGGCCCCGCUGACGCGACGAGGAAGAUGGUCGGGGUGUACGUGCUCAGGAAGGGGGAUUUCUCCGUCAGGCUCACCAACUGGGGCGCCAGAGUCAUGUCCGUCGUCCUCCCAGACUGCAAAGGGAAUUUGGCUGAUGUCGUCCUUGGCAGAGACACCAUCGCUGAAUACGUCAACGAUGACGUGUACUUCGGGCCGAUAACGGGCCGCAUAGCGCAGAGAGUAGCCCGCGGCCGGUUCGUCCUCGAUGGCAAGGUCUACCACAUGCACAGGAACGAUGGCAGGAACACGAUUCACGGUGGUGACAGAGGAUUCAGCAGAAGCAUUUGGACGGUGAAGGAGUACGUAGCCGGCGGCGAGUCACCCUACAUCACCUUCUACUACCGUAGCUUCGACGGAGAGCAAGGUUUGCCGGGGAACGUGGACGCGUACGUGACGUACCGUAUGUCGGGGCCCUACACGCUGGGCGUGCACAUGAACGCGACGGCGCUGGACAAGGCGACGCCGGUAAACUUCCUGCUGCACGUGUACUGGAACCUGCGCGGCGAGGGGAACGGCGACGUGCUGGGCCACACGCUCCGGCUGCACGCGUCGCGGUACGCCGUGCUGGAUGAUGAGCUCCUCCCGUCGUCGGGGCGCAUCGAGCCCGUGGCCGGCACGCCGCUGGACUUCCGGACGCCGACGCCGAUCGGCUCGCGCAUCCGCCAGGUCGUCGUCAUGGGCGGCCGCGCCGUCGGGUACGACACCAACUACAUCGUCGACGGCGGGGAAGGGAUGAUGCGGCCCGUGGCGCAGGUCCGGGACCCCGCGUCCGGCAGGGCGUUGGAGCUGUGGGCAAACCAGCCGACCAUGCAGCUCUACACGGGGAACUUUCUCAACCACACCAAGGGAAAGCGCGGCAAGGUGUACGACAGGUACGCUGGGUUCUGCCUGGAGACGAUGGGGUACGUGGACGCCGUGAACCACCCUGAGUUUCCGUCUCAGACACUCAGGCCCGGCCAGGUGUACAAGCACGAUAUGGUCUACAAGUUCUCGUUCUAGGUGAUGCACGAUGUAAAACACAGUUCACCAUUGGUAUUUGGAGGGCAAUCAAUAAUAAUAUUUGGAUCACAAGCAGAGCCGGCCCUAUGGGAGGGGCAGCAGGUGCGCCGGCCAUGGGCCCUUGCAGCUUGGGGGCCUAAAUAUGUAUAGUACUAGUAUAUCUCUAUUCUCUGUAUAUGUAUUGAGUUACAGGUAACGAGCAGCCGCAACGCCUGUCGCAAAGAGCCAGAGACACGGACUCGCGGUGUCUCGCCAAAUUCCCGAUUGACGGCACUGCACGCAGACGUAGGCACGCAGCCAUUGCUCUGGCCACAAACCUGCAGUCAUCGAGGCCUCGAGGGACUUCAAACAAAUCAGCCAAUCAGGCAAUCACCAAUCAGAUCUUUAUUGAAUAUUGAUUUGAUUCAGUUUCAUAUUUUCAGUUUAUAUGAUCAUGCCAAAUUUUAUAUGCCCUAGUUUUUUUUCUUGUUCAAUUUUUGUCUAUUACUUUGCACAGGUACUCAUGUAGUCAUAUUUUUAUUUUAAUUUAGGUAAAGUGUUAGAAUUUGAGAAUGUUACCUAAAAAAUAUGAGUUGGGGGCUGCGAAGAAGAACACUUUCGGCAGUCACAACAAGGUGCUUUAGAUAAGUUUUUUUCAGUUUCAAGUAGCGCUGUGCCUGAGCGUGAUGAGAACCUUAUAGAUGCACCUGAGAAUCAAGAAGAGACUAUGUCACAAGAAAGGUUAAAUGGUU
Molecule: messenger RNA, 1972 nt
Organism: Sorghum bicolor (sorghum)
Lineage: Eukaryota; Viridiplantae; Streptophyta; Magnoliopsida; Poales; Poaceae
Product: aldose 1-epimerase
Exons: 5
Coding region: 144-1241 (365 amino acids)
Biological process (GO): beta-D-galactose catabolic process via UDP-galactose, Leloir pathway; glucose metabolic process
Molecular function (GO): carbohydrate binding; aldose 1-epimerase activity
Source: RefSeq, a predicted model, not a curated record